Diprion similis is the source of this 1503-nucleotide messenger RNA. RefSeq names its product hairy/enhancer-of-split related with YRPW motif protein 1 (gene cwo). Gene Ontology annotation, molecular function: DNA-binding transcription factor activity, RNA polymerase II-specific; RNA polymerase II cis-regulatory region sequence-specific DNA binding; protein dimerization activity. Gene Ontology annotation, biological process: regulation of transcription by RNA polymerase II; anterior/posterior pattern specification; regulation of circadian rhythm. The transcript has 5 exons. The coding region runs from base 56 to 1222 and encodes 388 amino acids. The record is from RefSeq and is a predicted model, not a curated record. Gene Ontology annotation, cellular component: nucleus. NCBI's taxonomy places the organism in Eukaryota, Metazoa, Arthropoda, Insecta, Hymenoptera, Diprionidae.
UAUAUUUGUGAAGUGCGCUGCAAACAAGCGUGGUGAAAAUAUUCUAUGCUUCAAGAUGAUGGAGACUCAGCAUUAUUGGGAAGAGAAUUCUGCGCAUUCUAUGCAAGUCAAAUAUGAAAAUCUCGAUGGAAGAUCGUGUAAGGACGAGAUUUAUAGAAUGGGCCUUGGGAACGGUUACUGCGAAGGAAACUUGAACUUUGCCACCGCCUCCGAGGACGAUGAAGUUUACACAAAGAAAAAGGUCUCCAGACAAGAUCCAAUGUCUCACAGGAUCAUCGAGAAGCGUAGAAGGGAUCGUAUGAACAAUUGUUUAGCCGAUCUCAGUCGUCUCAUACCUGCAGAGUACCUUAAAAAGGGACGAGGCAGAGUUGAGAAAACUGAAAUCAUCGAGAUGGCCAUCAGACACAUGAAAUAUCUGCAGGGCGUAAGACAAGACGUCAGACAUCCGGCUGUAGCCACGGUCCAUUCGCACACCGACGACAGCGUCGACAGCGUUUCGCACUCGGCGUCGACUUCCUCGGCAGCGGACCACUACAGACUGGGCUUCCAGGAGUGUCUGAGCGAAACGAUGCACUUCCUGGUGGACGUCGAGGGUUUCUUCGCGAGAGAUUCCCUCUGCGUUCAGCUGAUAAGCCACCUGCAACAGCAUUGCGACAAAAUGUUGGCAGCAAGUGACAGACUGGGCCUUCCGCACCCGGAAAUGCCGGCCUCAAACGGCACCGGAAACGGUGUUUUCCUUCACACGAGCAUCCCGGCAAGCUGUCCUCCCAACAGCCACUCGGAUCAGGGUUCAAGUUCGGGGGUGAGUUCCCUCGGGGAUCCGGAGCGUCCGUUGCGGCCGAUAAUUCCGGGCCCGACGAUCGUCAGCGACGACAGUAACCACAGCACCCAUUCUCACAGCAACGCGUUACCGGCGGUAUCGAGGCCGACGAAUUACAAGUUCAAGAGUUCGAUAAAGCAGCGAUUCUCCGCGGAGAGGGUCAAGUCCCACACCCCACCUACCCCGGAGAAGCCCCACGGGGUGCCGAUUUUCGCCCUCCACGAAGCCGGGGCUUUUUAUAUUCCCCUGACGGUCGAGGCCGAGCUCCUCAGGCCCCACCUGACAUUUACUCCGGACACCGGGCCCGAAAUGGUUCUGCAUCCGGUGACGAUAUCGGUAAACUUCAACCACUCAGCUCCUCCGGCGUGGUCGCAUCACAGUCCGACGCAUCAGCAAACUUGAAGAGGUUACUUUUCCUCAUUUACAUUCUCUCGCAAUAUUGAAAAUAUUCGCAGUAGUGACUCCGAGACGAGAAUACUUGAUUGGCUGUUUCUUAUUUUUCCUUCUUCUUUUUUUUCCCCUCUCCGCCAUCCCCCUCCCCGCAGCCACCCUCGUUGCGCGAUACUUGCGAAAAAGAAUAUUGUAAUGUAUGUUGUAUAUAAUUGUUAUACGUGAAUUACAGCUGUGAAAAUUUUAUAGCUUAUAUUCUGUAGUGCGUGAACUAUAUUCGCCUCAGUAAAAUA